Solanum dulcamara is the source of this 4239-nucleotide messenger RNA. Its product is annotated as putative late blight resistance protein homolog R1B-17. The record is from RefSeq and is a predicted model, not a curated record. Gene Ontology annotation, biological process: defense response to other organism. Gene Ontology annotation, molecular function: ADP binding. The transcript has 3 exons. Lineage: Eukaryota; Viridiplantae; Streptophyta; Magnoliopsida; Solanales; Solanaceae. The coding region runs from base 125 to 4009 and encodes 1294 amino acids.
UUCUGAGCUCUCUAAAAACAUUUGUAUGUUAAUUUCAUGGUUCUAACAGCUUUGAGUGGAAUAGAGAUUAGCUUGGAAGUAAAGAAAAAGGUUGAUUGGAGGUUAGAGAUUAAAUUCAGCAUAAAUGGAAAAAGAAGAAUGGGGAACAAGCAAGUCAUCCCAGCUGCCAUUUGAGGAAGAAGGAAGAAGCAUCAGGAAUCUUAUUGAUGAUUUCUUGAAUGGCUUGAAGAAAAUAAAGAAUGAAGAAGAAGAAUUCAUGGCUUCAAAAUUGGAUGAGUUUGAAAUGCUAAGAAUGGAACUGAAAUUCCUAAAAACAUUUGUCCUGUUUGGGAAUUCAACUUUGGAUGACUUUUAUGACAAGAUAUCCAAGAAUAUAGACAAGUUUGAUCGUCUGAGUUGUUCAGUUUUCAGCGAUGAAGAUAAAUUAAUAUUAGUGAAAUACAAUAUGCAACGUCUUACCUCUCUUCUGCUGAAAGAUAUGAAAAGUUAUUUACGUUUGAAAUAUGAUUAUGUAGCCAUGAUGAGUACAGAGGAGAAAAUGUUUGAAUACAUGGACAGCCUCUUCAAACACCUUUAUGAUUUACCAAUGUAUUGUUCUAGUUCGCUUCUCCCUCUGAUGAGUGAAUACAAGAUUGUUCGACAAGUAUUCGGUCAUCUGAGAGAUUUCUAUCCUAUCCUCACGGCCAACAAAACAAGUACUGAAUAUCUCUAUCCUCGGUACCAAAUGAUAGUUGAUAGGAUAACACAAUUUUGUUUUGAUCUUUGGACUGGAAAGCGUAAACAAAAAAGUGGUGAUCCUGAUUCGUACUAUUUCAACAAGUAUGAUGUCUCUCAAUGCUCUUCCAAGAUUGCUUCUCUACUCAUCGACAUAAUCCCUCUUGAGCUGGAUGUUCUAUGCAUUUGUACUUCGAAGAUCGAGAUACAGCCAAGGUCAACAGAUCUAAAAGAUUUGGUUAAGAAAAUCCUAAAAGCAUCUCCAAGGAUUCUUCAAAAUUAUCUGAUUCUUAUCCAAGGACGCAUGAAAGGUGCGCUAGCUGUCAAUUACACUCCAACUCAAAGCAUUAAUGUCAUGAUGGAGUUCCUAUUGAUCUUUGUCACUGAUAUACCAAAGCACUUUAUCCAUCGUGACAAAUUGAACGAUAUGUUGGCACAUGUUGGAGUACUUACAAGGAAGAUAUCUAUUCUUGUGAGCAAGCUGUUGGAAGAGAGCUCUGAGAAUACUAUCAAUGAAGCAGACUUUUCAGCUCCAGAUUUCUUGCAAGAAAUUGAACGAAUGAAGGGAGAUAUCAGGCAGAUUUUUUUGAAAACCCCAGAGUCAUCUCAACUUCGCUUUCCUAUGGAUGAUGGUUUCCUGUUCAUGGAUCUUUUACUCAGACGUUUAAAUGAUCUGCACAUUUCCAAUGUCUAUUCAGUUGCUCUGAUAAAGAAAGAAAUUGGGAUGGUGAAAGAAAGCCUCGAAUUCCUAAGAUCGUCUUUCGGGAAAGUGAGGCAAACAUUGGAUAACACUAGUGGAGUAGUUAAAGAUUGUUGGGUGCGCGCUUCAGAUGUGGCAUAUGAGGCGGAACAUGUCAUUAAUUCCAUUCUUGUUAGAGAUAAUGCGCUCUCGCAUCUCAUCUUUUCACUUCCGACUGUAACUGAUAAGAUCAAGCUUAUCGUGGCAGAAGUCACCAGUUUACAGCUGGAGGAUAGGAAUAGGGAUGACCCCCUUGAUGCAAGGUCUUCCUACGAGCCAAUUGAGUUUGUUGAUGUGACAGUAGGUCAUGAGGAAGAAGAAAUCCAGAUCAUUGACCAGCUACUUGAUGAACACGACGAGCUUGAUGUCAUUUCGAUUGUCGGAAUGCCAGGACUUGGUAAAACUACUCUGGCCAACAAAGUGUAUAAAAAUAAAGUAGUUGCUUGUCAUUUCCAUGUUCGUGCUUGGUGCACUGUUACCCAAAUGUAUAACAAGUCAAAGGUGUUGCAGGAGAUUCUUCAGCAAGUUACUGUCUUAAAAGAAAGUGAGGAUGACCUUGCUGAAAAGCUACGAAAAACACUACUCGAUAAAAGGUUCCUCAUCGUGUUGGAUGAUGUGUGGGAUAUUGCAACAGGAGAGAUGUUAAUAGCAUGUUUUCCAAAGGUUAAGAGAGGAAAUAGAAUCAUCUUAACUAGCCGAAGUAGUGAGGUAGGUUCGAAAGUUAAAUGCCGUGGUGAUCCUCUCCACCUUCAACUUUUAACACCUGAAAAAAGUUGGGAUUUAUUCGAAAAAAGGGUAUUUGGAGAUCAAGGAAUCUGCCCUGCUGAACUGUCAGAAGUUGGACACCAAAUAGUUGAGAAAUGUAAAGGGCUUCCUUUGGCUCUUGUUUUGAUUGCUGGAGUAAUUGUUAGAGGAAAGGAAAAGGAAAAGGAAAAGGAUUUGUGGCGUAAGAUUCAACAUAAUCUGGAUUCCUUUAUUUCUGCCAACAACAAUUUGCAGAUGAUGAAGGUUAUGCAAUUAAGUUAUGACCAUUUACCAUACCACCUGAAGCCGUUGUUGCUUUACUUUGCAAGAUCUCAAAAGAGCAAACGAACUCCAGUCUCUAAAUUGAUGCAGUUGUGGAUGGCUGAAGGGUUGGUGGAUCAUGAUAUCUGGUCCAAAAGUUACUUGCAUGCUUUGAUUUCCAGUAGCCUGAUAAUGGUAGAUCAUUUCCCCUCGAUGGUUUGCUACGUGCAUGAUGUUGUGCACGAUUUUUGUUCAGUAAAAUCCAAAAAGGAAAAGUUUUUCAAGUUAAUCAACUCAGGUGCUUCAUUUCAUGCUUCGGAUUUCCUACACCGUCGUCUAACCAUUCAUACUGACAAAGGCCAACUCCACAAAAAAUGUGUUUUGUUCAAUUCUAAUAAGUCUUCAGCUGGUGGUAAGCAUCUCAUAUCUUUGAAAGUGAGCGGUUUGCUUCAUAACUCCAGCUAUAUCUGUCACACAAGACACUUGAGACUUCUCAGAGUGUUGCAACUAGGUAACACAGUUCUGGGAGAUUCUUUAAUUGAAGAAAUAGGCUCCCUAUUUCAUUUGAGGUUUUUAAAGAUUCAGACUGAUGUCAAAGCUCUCCCGUUGUCAUGGUUGAACCUCCAGAAUCUGGAGACACUGUCGAUCAAACUGAAGCUUGGGAUCAUGGUACUACUGCCCAGAAUAUUAAAACUGUCAAAGCUGAAACAUGUGAGAGUCGACUACUUAAGUUCUUUCUUUGAAGUGAACAAGGAUAUGGACAUUAUUAUGGAUCAACCAAGUAGAAUAUUGGAAGCUGAGAAUUCAAAGUUAGAAGACUUGAGAACUUUAUCCACAGUUUUCAUCUCAUAUUCUGAAGGCACGAAUAAUGCUCUGGAGAAGUUCCCGAAUCUUCAGCACUUUGAUUGCAUGAUCAAGGGACCGAAAGAUCCUCCAAGACACCGUGAUUGGUUUCCCAAGUUUGAUGUCCUUAAUAAACUUGAAUCACUCAUUGCAAGAUACUACGGAUCGUUCCUUUUUUACUCCGAGUUAAUCCGACAGCCCAGUGGAUAUCACAUCCCUAGUAGCUUGAAAGAGUUGCAGUUGUUUGAGUUUCCCCUUAGACCUGCUUUGUUGUCAGCAAUCGCGGCAUUGCCUGAGCUUGAAAUUCUGAAGUUAAUCUUCUGUAAUUUCGAUGACAUGAAGUGGGAUGCGAGUGAGGACAUGUAUCGAAGUCUUAAGACUUUGCAUUUGCAAGGAUUAAAUCUUUCAGAAUGGCAAGUUGAUAUGGAAACAUUUCCCAAGCUUGAGGAAUUAAUACUAGAAAAUUGUGACCUUCAGGAGAUCCCUUGUGCAUUCAGGGAUAUAGACACUUUAAAGUCCAUUCAUUUAGGUAGAAUUAACAACAGUGACCUUGUAGAUUCAGCCAAUGCGAUUAAGAAAGAUGUGCAAGAUUUCACAGGAGAAGAUAGACUUAGUAUCCAUAAGUAUGGCUCAAGUGAAUGUCACAUGAAACAUGUGGAGCGUUUAUUUGCAGUUAAACGUUGGAGACUUAAAAGAGGUAGCAGCUGAGGUAAUUAAUUAAUUUCUUACAUCUUUGAUCUUGCUUUGAGUUCAAGUUAUAUAUGUAUAUUAACUGGUAUAAGCACAUUUUUUUGUUGUUAAAAGGGGAAUCGUUGCUUUUCAGAGAUCAUUAUCAGGCUACUGUUCAAUUUUGAAGUAACUGUUUAUAGUGAUAGCAUCUUUAUGCCAUUCUUGACAAAUAUUAGAAUUUGAAAGUUGGAACAUUUUGCAAUCCGGUG